Messenger RNA from Dryobates pubescens (Downy woodpecker), 676 nucleotides. Its product is annotated as myelin P2 protein. Gene Ontology annotation, biological process: membrane organization; fatty acid transport. Bases 99 to 497 code for a protein of 132 amino acids. The record is from RefSeq and is a predicted model, not a curated record. Gene Ontology annotation, cellular component: cytosol; nucleus; myelin sheath. Gene Ontology annotation, molecular function: fatty acid binding. Lineage: Eukaryota; Metazoa; Chordata; Aves; Piciformes; Picidae. The transcript has 4 exons.
GAGGUCUGAGUCAGGCACACAACCUUUCUGACUCCCACCGAGAGCUGUUGCGGCCACUGCCGCUCCCUGCAGGACCACUGUCUGGCAAAGCCUCUACAAUGUGUAACCGAUUCGUGGGAACCUGGAAACUCAUCUCCAGUGAAAAUUUCGAUGACUAUAUGAAAGAAUUGGGAGUGGGCUUAGCCUCCCGGAAACUAGGUGGCCUGUCAAAGCCUGAUGUGAUCAUCAGCAUGAAAGGAGACAUAGUAACCAUCAGAACUGAAAGCACCUUCAAAAACACAAUGAUCUCUUUCAAACUAGGCCAGCAGUUUGAUGAAACAACACCAGAUGACAGGAAAGUGAAGAGUGUCAUAACCUUGGAGAAAGGGGCACUGGUGCAAGUGCAGAAGUGGAAUGGCAAAGAGACCACAAUAAAGAGAAGACUGGUUGAUGGGAAAAUGGUGGUGGAAUGUGCCAUGAAAGGAGUUGUCUGCACGAGAGUCUAUGAAAGAGUGUGACGAAAUCCCCUCUGCACCAUACCGGGACUGGCUUUUGAAACUCAUCUUAGUUCAGUGGCUGAAGCCUCGUGCACUGUGCUGCUUUGUUUUCUUAUUUCCUUUUGUUGGGAAAAUGACUACACUGUAAUUUGAUGUUUCACAGCCAUAGUGUGACUAACCCAGAGUAUUGUGGUGAUCCA